Pneumocystis carinii B80 is the source of this 1014-nucleotide messenger RNA. Its product is annotated as guanine nucleotide-binding protein subunit beta. The transcript is spliced from 6 exons. The coding region runs from base 46 to 975 and encodes 309 amino acids. Gene Ontology annotation, cellular component: heterotrimeric G-protein complex; cytoplasm. Gene Ontology annotation, molecular function: protein binding; signaling receptor complex adaptor activity. Gene Ontology annotation, biological process: G protein-coupled receptor signaling pathway. NCBI's taxonomy places the organism in Eukaryota, Fungi, Ascomycota, Pneumocystomycetes, Pneumocystales, Pneumocystaceae. The record is from RefSeq and is a predicted model, not a curated record.
AUUAAGAAGAAAAAAGAUGAAUUGGCAGAUACAAAUUUGAGAUCCAUGGCACAGACAUUAGAUGUGAUUGAGCGUCUUUCUAUUCGUGUCCGUUAUACGCUGAAAGGGCAUUUGGCCAAGAUUUAUGCAAUGCAUUGGUCAACAGACCAGAAACACCUUGUAUCAGCGUCUCAGGACGGGAAACUGAUCGUUUGGGACGCAUAUACAACGAGAAAAACUCAUGCAAUCCCUCUCCGUUCGUCGUGGGUAAUGACGUGUGCUUAUGCACCGAGUGGGAAUUUUGUAUCAUGUGGUGGAUUAGACAAUGUAUGUACGAUAUAUGAUAUAUCGUCGAAAGAUGGGCAUGCAAAGAUUGCCCGUGAGCUUAUGGCACAUACGGGGUACUUGAGUUGUUGUCGGUUUUUGAGUGAUGAACAAAUUUUAACAUCAAGUGGUGAUAUGUCAUGUAUUUUGUGGGAUAUUAAUACGGGUUCAAAAAUCCAGGAGUUUUUGGAUCAUUUGGGGGAUGUUAUGAGUUUAAGUAUCCAUCCAACAAACCCAAAUCUUUUUGUUUCGGGAGCAUGUGAUGCAUUUGCAAAAAUAUGGGAUAUUCGAAUAGGAAAAUCAGUUCAAACGUUUGCAGGACAUGAAUCGGAUAUUAAUGCGGUUCAAUAUUUUCCGAAUGGAAACGCAUUUGCUACGGGUUCAGAUGAUGCAUCAUGUAGACUAUUUGAUGUUCGUGCAGAUCGAGAAUUGAAUCAAUAUUCAGCAGCUAAUAUUAUGUGUGGCAUUACAUCGAUAUCAUUUUCUAAUUCAGGAAGACUUCUUUUUGCAGGAUAUGAUGAUUUUAAUUGCAAUGUAUGGGAUGUUUUACGGGGAAAUCGUGUGGGAAUUCUUCAAGGCCAUGAUAAUCGUGUAAGUUGUGUAGGCGUAAGUAAGGAUGGACGAAGUUUGGCCACUGGUAGCUGGGAUUCAUUACUAAAAAUUUGGGCAUAAAAGUGUCCUUUAUUUUUUCAAUCAUCAAUCACAGUUGUU